AAUCCGGGUCACCAAUCAACUUGAGUGAGAAACUUUCAUCCUUGAGCAAUGACAUAGUCUCCAGGGCAGCAUUCCGUAAUAAAUGCAAAAAAUAAAGAAAUGCUCGUCUCAGCACUGCAUGAAGCCGCUAGUUUGGCAGAUCUUACCUUUGAAGAUAUAUUCCCGUCACUGAAAUUGCAUCAUUUUAUUGGUGGAAUGAAAGAGAAACUUACGAGGAUACGUAAAAAGAUUGACACGAUUCUUGAAGAAAUGAUUGAGGAACACAGAAGGGAUAGAUCAUUGAGAUAUUUAGAGGAAGAUUUUGUUGAUGUACUUCUUCGGGUUCAAGAAAGUGGUGAGGUUAAGGUUCCAUUGACAACCGAUAAUAUUAAAGCAGUCAUUGCGGAUAUAUUUGCUGGAGAAACCGAUUCUGUCCCUUCGUGAGUUCGUCAAGUGUCUGUGUGCAAUAAGUAAUGCUUAUUACAUGAUUUUGUUAAUUGUAUGUCUGAUAAUAAGUGAUGAUCAUUACAUGAUUUUGUCAAGUGUAUGUCUGACAGUCUGUAAUAUGAUUAUUCCCGUCCCUGAUGUUGCUUUAUCAUUUUGUAAUUUGUAUUGGUAUAAUUUGUAUAUUUGCUUUAU
This is a messenger RNA of Papaver somniferum (opium poppy), 618 nucleotides long. Its product is annotated as cytochrome P450 CYP71D312-like. NCBI's taxonomy places the organism in Eukaryota, Viridiplantae, Streptophyta, Magnoliopsida, Ranunculales, Papaveraceae. The record is from RefSeq and is a predicted model, not a curated record. The transcript has 2 exons. Gene Ontology annotation, molecular function: monooxygenase activity; heme binding; iron ion binding. The coding region runs from base 100 to 423 and encodes 107 amino acids.